CGAUUUAAAGGCGCCUACCCGGAAGCGAUCGUCGCCUGGGAAAACGAACGUCGCCAGAGAGUCAAGGCCGUCGCUACGGAGCCCAAAGCGGCCGGGAUGAUGGCAGCCGAGAGCCCGUGUUACCCGAGGUCUUCCAUCGAGGACGAUUUCAACUAUGGCACUAACGUGGCUUCGGCCAGCGUGCACAUCCGCAUGGCUUUUCUGCGAAAAGUCUACAGUAUACUUUCAGUUCAAAUUUUGUUGACCACGGUGACCUCUGCAGCUUUUCUGUACUUCGACACAAUUCGGACAUUUGUACAUGACAGCCCUGCUUUACUUCUGGUAUCCUUGCUUGGUUCUUUGGUUGUGAUUGUGGCAUUAACUCUGUACAGACAUCAGCAUCCAGUUAAUUUAUAUCUUCUUUUUGGAUUUACCCUUUUAGAAGCACUGACAGUUGCUAUUACAGUGACUUUCUAUGAAGUGUCUGUUGUCCUACAAGCCUUUAUUCUAACUACUGCUGUGUUUCUGGCGCUCACUAUAUACACUCUACAGUCGAAAAGGGAUUUCAGCAAACUUGGAGCAGGGCUUUUUGCUUCCUUAUGGAUUCUUCUCCUGGCAAGCUUUUUAAAGCUCUUUUUCUAUAGUGAAGUAGUAGAGUUGGCAUUUGCUGCUGCAGGAGCCCUUUUGUUUUGUGGAUUCAUCAUCUAUGACACUCAUCUGCUAAUGCACAAACUCUCCCCUGAAGAAUACAUAUUGGCUGCAAUCAACCUGUAUUUGGACAUCAUCAAUCUCUUUCUGCACCUGCUGCGUUUGCUAGAAGCAUUUAAUAAAAAGUAAUUGAGAGUUGUUCAAAAUUGUGAGGUAGUGUGGAUGUGGAACCUAAAGAGUUAAUUAAGAACUAGAAAAUCUGCAGUAUGUUUUAAGCUUGAAAGUUUGUUUUUACAUUCCGUGGUGAUUUCAGUGUUCUCUAUAUAAAGGAUGUUUCAGAGAGCUGAUGUUUAAGAUUCUAUUCUGAGAUCAGCUAAUUACAUGUUGCAGUCAUCUUGGCUGUUUGGUAAAGGCUUCAUUCCACCCAUUUGCAUAUUAUUAUUGAUCGAAAGCCUUGCUCAUCAAACUCCAAUUGUGCCAAUAAGCACUAUUAAAAUUCUAUUUUAUUUUUCCAGUGAUUGUCACAGAUGUGUCCUUUGAGAUUGACAAUAGUCACUGGCUGGAUAGCAUAAAAUUGAGCCUCCUUAAUUUUUUCUAUUCAACGCUGAAGCUUUAAACAAGCUAAAAUUCCAUUGUUGGUGGUCACUUGCGGCACACUUAGUUAUUAGCAUUUUGAUUUGAAAAAAUAAUCCUGCAACAUGACACUCCUUGAAAAGUUGUAAUAUAUUUCUACCUAAAUAAAAUCAAAUGGCUGCAUUUCCAAAUAUUCUGGAAGAAAUAAUAUCUGUACAGUAUCUUGCAUUUUGCCCUCGGAUCAAGGGGUAGCUUGAUUUCAAAAGCGGGUAGCUGGUGAAAGUAAAAAUGUAUGUGAUUGUUUGGCAGCAGUUUCUUCUAUUCUGAAGGCCUGCAUUAAGGAACUACUUACUUUGGGCCUGUAUUCCAGGUUUGUGCAAUUUUAAGAAGUUCAAAAGAUAUGUGUCAUAUCCUCCUGUUUUCCAUUGAGCCUUAUGGAAUGCUGGAAAAGUUUGAAGCACAUUUUUAAUUCCUUCUCAAGGCAUUUUCAUUAAUUGUCAGUAAGGGGUAAAAUAUUUCUGUGCAGUAGAAUAUUGGUUGCAGUGGAGUAUUGGACAGUGUUUGGUCUUGUACUGUGAAAUGCUGGCAGAGCAGGAGAAGCAAUUACAUUCCAUCUGCUCUUCUAUUAGGAUAAUAUUAAGAACUGACGAAAAUAAAUUUUAUGAAAUGUUAA
Molecule: messenger RNA, 1873 nt
Organism: Elgaria multicarinata webbii
Lineage: Eukaryota; Metazoa; Chordata; Lepidosauria; Squamata; Anguidae
Gene: TMBIM4
Product: transmembrane BAX inhibitor motif containing 4
Exons: 7
Coding region: 97-816 (239 amino acids)
Biological process (GO): negative regulation of apoptotic process
Source: RefSeq, a predicted model, not a curated record